Neltuma alba is the source of this 1755-nucleotide messenger RNA. Its product is annotated as receptor-like cytosolic serine/threonine-protein kinase RBK2. The record is from RefSeq and is a predicted model, not a curated record. The coding region runs from base 163 to 1299 and encodes 378 amino acids. The transcript is spliced from 7 exons. Gene Ontology annotation, molecular function: ATP binding; protein kinase activity. NCBI's taxonomy places the organism in Eukaryota, Viridiplantae, Streptophyta, Magnoliopsida, Fabales, Fabaceae. Gene Ontology annotation, biological process: protein phosphorylation.
GCUGAAUCCCCUGAAUUAGAAAAGGGAGACUCAAAAGAGAAGAAGACUUGUCCAAAAGGCAGAAGGGCUCGGACUGGUUAUUCUGAUUCCAUCAGAGAAUUGGACUUGGAUUCUUUAUACAUCAAGGCAGAAGGCACACCUGAGUGGUCUGCCAGUAAAGACAUGCCUGAUGACUGCAGAAGUUUAGAAUAUGAAGCUCCUUCUUCCCAUGGUAGUACUUCCGAUUCAGAGUGUCCCCCAGAUGUUGCAAACAAUGCCCAAUGGCGCGGCCUGCUUCGUUUCAUGAAAAAAGGAUCUCACAUGCGCUUUGCUCAUCCGCCUAAAACUAUUCCCAAACUCACCCGAAGAACAGUUAAACGAAUCAAGGAAGACCUCAUCCCUGGUCUACAUUCUUCAGUUCCAACCCCAUCUCUUGAUCCAGAUUUUUACUGCUUUAAGUCUUCGUGGAUUAAUUUUUCAUUUGCACAGCUCAAAGCUGCCACUAACGACUUCAGUGAUGAUUUGUUGAUCGGGAAGGGAGGUUAUGCUGAGGUUUACAAAGGAAAAAUGGAAGAUGGGACAUAUGUUGCAAUCAAACGGCUGACAAGAGGAAGCCAAGAAGAAAUGACAGCUGAUUUCUUGUCUGAACUUGGUAUUAUAGUACAUGUUGAUCAUCCCAAUAUUGCCAGAUUGAUUGGUUAUGGUGUGGAAGGGGGGAUGUUUCUUGUUCUUCAGUUAUCUCCACAUGGCAGCCUCGCAGGCAUACUUUAUGGACCUCGAGAGAAACUGGAUUGGAACAUCAGAUUUAAGGUUGCUCUAGGGACUGCUGAGGGCCUUCAAUAUCUGCAUGAGGGAUGUCAAAGAAGGAUCAUUCACAGAGAUAUCAAAGCUGCUAAUAUUCUGCUGUCAGAGGAUUUUGAGCCUCAGGUAUCUGAUUUUGGGCUUGCAAAGUGGUUGCCUGAUCAAUGGACUCACCAUACUGUGGACAAAAUUGAAGGCACAUUCGGUUACCUUCCUCCUGAAUUCUUCAUGCAUGGAGUAGUAGAUGAAAAGACCGAUGUCUAUGCUUAUGGAGUGCUAUUAUUGGAGCUCAUUACAGGAAGACAGGCUUUGGAUAGCUCUCAGAAAAGUCUGGUGAUGUGGGCAAAACCUUUGCUAUCUGUAGAUAAAAUCAAAGAGCUCGCAGAUCCAUGUCUAAGUGAUGCUUAUGAUGAAGAACAGAUGAAAAUUCUUGUAAUAACAGCUUCCUUGUGCAUAGAGCAUUGUUCAGUUGAGCGACCACAAAUGAGCCAGGCAAGUUCUAUAUGUCAAACAUUUUGAUGCAGGCGAGAUGAUGAUCUGAUUUAGAUGAAUACACAGGUGUUAAAGACUCUAAAAGGAGAUGAAGAGGGCUUGAAGUUCAUAAUGGAACGCCAGAAGUCAAAACUAAGAAGGACCUAUUCUGUAGAGCUGCUAGACGCAGAGGAUUAUAAUUCAACCAAGUAUUUGAAUGACAUGAAUCGAGAGACAAGUCCCGACGCUUCUGAUUCUUUGAAAGAAGAGAAGUAAAAAUAUGGCCUUUUGAUUCAUAUAACUUGCCUCCGUCUUUAUAUGGAAGUAAGUGGUUGAUUUGUCUGAUUCCAUGGUGGAGCUGAUUCCCAGGCGGCUUGAACAAACGAGUAAAGACAGAACGCCAAUGGCUUCUAUCCGCUGCCCUCCUCCACCCAAAACCAUGUCGUUUUGGGUGGAAAAUAAGAGAGCUUGAAUUUUUUUAAAAAAAUAAGAUUCAGUAUUUUG